Wyeomyia smithii (pitcher-plant mosquito) is the source of this 5592-nucleotide messenger RNA. Its product is annotated as UDP-glucosyltransferase 2-like. The coding region runs from base 280 to 1827 and encodes 515 amino acids. The transcript is spliced from 2 exons. The record is from RefSeq and is a predicted model, not a curated record. Lineage: Eukaryota; Metazoa; Arthropoda; Insecta; Diptera; Culicidae. Gene Ontology annotation, molecular function: UDP-glycosyltransferase activity.
UAAACUAACUCAGUGCUUGAGUUUGGCAUUUAUUUUUAUUAAAAAUUGAAUCACAGUUUUAGUUACAAUUUGUGAACCUAAAAACACAUUCCAAAAAAUCUGUAUGUUAUCAGAAAAACCUAUUCUCGCGACAACGUUUAAUCAUCAAAACCAGCUCGCAACAAUACCCACACUGACAUCCAGAAUGGUAUUCGUUCUAUACCGCUAAGCUGUCUGUGUUAUAAAUAUUUACUCCCUCUCGACGUUUCACUCUAGUGGUGUUUAUCGCUGCGAACAGUCAUGAAGGUCGGACAAAAUUUAUUUAUACUCUUCUGCGUGCUGCUGCUGCUGGAACGCCGUGGCACAGUCGGGUCUAAGAUCCUGUGCCUCCACCCGAGCCCAACCCGGUCCCACCUGAUGAUCAGUCAAGCCUUGCUGGAGGGUUUAGCCGAACGAGGUCAUCAAGUCACGAUGGUCAGCUCGUACAAAAUGUCGAAACCGGUACCCAACUAUCGAGAAGUGGUGGUCCCGAACGAUGACUUCACCAGCAAAUUGGCUAGGAGUUUUCUCGAAAAGCCGGCCAACCUGUGGAAGUCGAUGCCUCAGUUGUUUAUGAACAUGAUGAACAUAGCGAAUCGUACCCUAAACGAUCCAGAAUUUUUAGCGCUGAAGUCGGAACAUUUCGAUCUGGUGAUUGUGGGUUUGUUUAUGCCGGACUUUGUCCUCGGAUUGGGCCCACACUUUGGAGCACCGACCGUAGUUCUUUUCACCGCCGGGCUUUCGUCGAUGACGGCUGAUCUGGUCGGAAAUCCGCUGGCCAUUGCUGCGGUACCGCAUAUGGUGAUGGGAAAAGUUGCUCACAUGAACUUUAGAAAUCGACUCAGAAACUUCAUAAUUCAAACAGCCGAAAUUUUAACAAUGUCUAUCGCGCGUUAUUAUCAGAGACAAUAUUAUGAAUGGAACUUUCCACCUGAUAAGUAUCCUAGCUACGAUGCGGUUCUUAAAAAUGUUUCCUUGGUUCUGUUAAACAGUCACUUCUCGGCCGGAACACCGCGACCGUACCUUCCGAACGUGAUUGAAGUCGGUGGACUGCAGAUUAAAACCCGCACGGAUCCUUUGCCGCAGGAAAUUCAACAGUGGCUGGACGGAGCCGAACAUGGUGCCAUCUACUUUUGCUUAGGUUCGAAUCUAAAAUCCGCCGAUAUGCCAGAGGAAAAGUUAAACAUCAUUGUCAGAACACUGAGCAGGUUGAAGCAACGCGUGCUGUUCAAGUGGGAAACCGAAGAGUUGCCAAAUCAACCCGCGAAUGUGAUGACAAAAAAGUGGCUGCCGCAAAGUGAUGUUUUGGCCCACAAAAACUUGGUUUUGUUUGUGUCUCACGGUGGCUUGGGUGGAAUGGCAGAAGCUCGCUAUCACGGGGUCCCCGUGCUGGGAAUGCCGAUGUUUGCCGAACAGUCAGGAAAUGUUCAGGCGGCGGUUGUGGAAGGGUGGGCUAUUGAGUUGGAUUAUCAUAAAAUCAGUGAAGAGUCAUUUGCGCAUGCUAUCGGACGGUUGCUGAACGAGCCAAACUUUAACAAGAAGGCGAAGGAAAUUUCUAUGGUUUUUCGCGACAGGCCGCAAAGUGCACUGGAGCUGGCCUGCUACUGGGUGGAGUAUGUAUUACGAUACAAAGGAUCGCCCCACAUGCGCUAUCAGGGGGUGGAUUUGAACUUUUGGCAACUUCACUCGCUUGAUGUGAUUAGUUUUAUCCUGGCGGUAAUAUAUUUAGUGUGGAAAGUGACAAUUUUCGUCUUUCGAAGAGUAAAACUAAUUGUCUGUAGACGAAAUCGUAAACAGAAAACAAACUAACACUUCCGUUGUCGUGUUACGUAAUUGAGGCAAUCUAAGACAGUUCAGAAAAAUAUUGAGUCGUUAAGAGGCCAAGCCUGCCCAAUUUAAAAGGAAUUUGCGAAACAAACAGCAAUAUAGUCAGAUGACUGCUGUGUGUAUAGGAUGAACAACUUGAUUCGUCAUCCGUUAAUGGUACUAGUGUGAAGUUAUUUUGCUGCUAUCGUCCCGCUAUCAUCGCAGCAAGUGUGGUUGUCUACCUCAAUUUGUUGAUUAAUCUACAGAGACUGAUGGCCAUUGUAUAUGUAUGAGUAGGCGCUUAUGUUAAGUGAUGACGGACGGUGUUUCAAGCUUGGAACUAAGUCACAAUAAAAAUGUUGUCUAGAUCGGAUGUUUCACAGGUUCACUCAAAAGAAAAAAAAAUGAGAAACGUUCUUCAGUUUGAGUGCGUGGUAUGUUAUUUCAUAAGCUUUCGUACAUUUUGGCACACACCAUCAUUUUUUUUAUUUUAUGUAUUCCAUACAUAUUUGGUUGAAAAUAUUUCUGCAUGAUUAUAGUUUUGUUUGAGUUCUUCAAUCAAAUAAUGGUAAUUAAUAUAACUUUCUCUUUUUCCACACGCAAUUCACAAGCUUACGAACAAUAUUUACUAAAUAUGCAAACCCAGUUUCAAUACAAUACUUUUACAUCACAGUAACAUUUUUCAGUAGCAGAAGGAGGUUUGUUGAGACCAUUAUUAUGCAUUUUACACAAAAAUACACAGCAAAAAAAGUGCAAAAACAAAAGUGGUAGAUCACAUUUUCAUUUACUGCAUAAAAUAGUGAUUUUUCAUCGGUUAAAAAGCAGAUGGACGGUUUGUUUUGGUUUAAAAAAAUUUAAAAAAAAGCAAAGCUUUGGUGCUACAUUCUGAUUCGGAACUUGACCUUCUGUUUAUUCAUACACAGACUUUGCCACCGACUGUUCAGUGUACAGGACAAUUGCGGGGCUAGCGCUACGAUCCUACUGACACUAACAGUCUUUCCCGUGUCGAGACUCGAACCUACGACGACUGGCUUGUUAGGCCAGCAUCGUACCUCGAGACCAUCUGGGGGAGAAUAAAUUAAACAAUUAAAAAAAAUUAAACAUGUGGAAUAUUUGGUAAAAGCGAAAAAAAUAUGAAAGUACAGGUCAGACUCGAUUAUCCGGAACAUCAAAAAAUUUUUCGUUCCGGAUAAUCGAAUCACACAAAAAAUACCUAAAUUUUGCGAUUAACGAACAUAAAAUAAAUAUUUCUUUUCUUUGAUUACUUGUAUGAUGCAGUGGCGUAACCAGCAGUUAUUUCUGAGGCAAAAAGGGGUAAAAUCUUGAGAAGCAAAAAAAAUAAAUGGGACAUUGAUUAUUUUCACUUAAUUCGAACAUGUCCCAAACAUGCCGGAAUUUAAUUAAAUGGUAACAAAUAUGCCAGAAGGGAUGGUGAAGACAAAAUUUCGGAAUAAAAAUUGAAAACGGACACCAAAAAAACAAAAUUCCGGAUAAUCGAGUCUAAAAUUCCGGAUAAUCGAAUUCCGGAUAAUCGAGUUUCCGGAUAAUCGAGUCCGACCUGUAAUAUGAAUUGAAUAUCAGAUAUAUGCUAGGGCAACAAGACAAUAGCCAACACUAAAAAAAUAGGUCAACACAAGUUUUGCCCUAAAGCUCAGACUGGAAACAUAUGGAAGAUUAUUGCUUGUAAACUCCAGCUCGGAAGUGCGUCAAAAGGCCGCAGAGUAAUUGUUUACCGGGUUCGUUGCUUUUACGUUGGCUUAUAAACAGGCUUAUCGUUUCCCCUCAGAGAAUCACUAGCGUGUAAGAGAAUAUCUUUUACUGCGAAAACAACUGUUCUCGCACUGGUAAGCAAAUCAACGCACUUCCUGCGAGAGAGCAGCGCAUCAUGUGUAUCGAAGAUGCUUACAAAAAAGGGGGGGGGGGAUUCUGAAGUAUCUCUCUUCAGAGAUUAUAAACAGAGCUCACUGCAGUGCUUUUACAGUGUGUCUCUUGAGCAUUGAUCAAAUGAGGGAAGCAUCUAGGUAGGAAAGUAAAUUGCGUUUUUCAUUCAUAUAAUAUUUCGAAUUUCUAAAUAAAAUAUUUACACGUUCCCAGAAGUUAUUUAUGAAAAAUGACUUUUUCAAGCUUAAAAACCUGAUUUUUAAUUUUUUUUGCAGCUUUGAUCGAUUCCCACAUUUUUCCGUAUAUUUUUUGUGGGGUUGUUUUUGAAUAUUUUGCAUGGUUUAGUUCAGCAUCGCAUUCAGUUAUUUGACUCAAACAACAAUAUCGCACGCUAGCCUGAGGAAACAAUGGGGUCUCGAUCAACUAGAUUAGUUGAGAGAAUUCGUUUUCGAUAUUGUUUUCGGCACAUUUUGCAUGUUGUAGGAUAAGUACAACGAUACACCGUGCCCCAGUGCUGAGUUGAUAACAUUUCCAGCUCGAAAAGAUCCUUAACCUGAUCGGGAAUCGAACCCGAUAUCACCACCGUGUGGGAGAGCUAGCCGACCGAUAUCGCUAACCACAGAACCACGGGCACCACACAAUUAUUUGACUCACAGAGCCCAUUUAAAUAUCGCGAAUAAGAAAAUUUUCAGAUAAAAUCCUCCAAAACACAAAUAAAAAAAUUCGGUCAGGAACUGAAAUGUUUACUGCACAGCGUGAUUUAUGACGAAAAUUUACACGAAAAAAGAUCCUUAAUAUCUUAUCUUAUCUGUCGUAUAAAUAACGCUUGCACAGCAGUGUGUGUAGUUAGGGAUGAAUAAUAGAAUAAGUCGGCAGCGAAAUGUGAUACGCAUUGCGGGUUCAAGUCCCGUCGGGAUGCGAUAUAUUUUUCCAAAUCUGUAUCAUAUUUCCAGUUCGCUUAUUUUCCGCUUUCUCUGCUGCACACAUUGUCUGCUUAAUGAACUUAUCGGGAGGCUGAGAUAUUGGCAUUUUUACAUGUGAUGGAAAACUAAGCAGGUUAAGCACCAUGACUUUUUCAACCUCGAUUUUUUUUGAACAGCCUAACCGCGAUGUACUUCUUUGUAUUCUCACUAGUGUGAUUCAUCGCUCUUGUUUCGCACAGUUGGGAGGUGAGCAGCCAGUGUGUUAAUUUUAAGUGGCAGAAGCGCAGCACGAAGCAAAAGAAAGAAGUUUGGUUCAAAAAAAUAUUCCCCGCAGCGCUCAUGCUGAAGAAGUGUGCAGUGAACUUUAACUCCGCUCUUUCCACAUAUUGAGGAGAAUAACGAGCCUGCAAAUGGGAAAAUUUCAUUAGGGUCUGAAGACUUUACGCACUCCCGAACUGGCUAAGGGCACAAAAACUCACAGGAACGGUUAAAAAGUUUAAAAAAGGAACUCAAACACAAAAAAAAUGAAAGGUUAUAGCUUUUCAACUUUUCUUGUGAAUUUUGGUGCUUCUAGUCACGUCGGAAAAUCAUAAAAUUUCCAGAGACUUAAAUGGAUUUUUCCCGUAUGCAAAUGUAGAAGCGACGAACUCGGCAAGCAAUUACUCUGUGGCCUUUUGACGCACUUCUUAGCUUGCUAAGGUCAUUUCCAGUUUCCAGUUUGAGCUCAAGGGCAACAUUUUUUAACGCUUUAGUCAACUAGUGUAAUAAAAGGAAAAUGCCCUAGUGAAGGAAGAUAUAGAAUGAAAAAAAAAUCGGAUAAGAACCUUGUUUAACCAACGUCGCGGUUAGAAAAAAUCAGGCUUUGCAAUUACACUUCAUUACUCAAAAACGUAUAAGGUAUCGACCUCAUUUGACGCACGUUUAAUCAAAUAUUCGUUUAAAAAAAAUACAAUUUUUGGUGUAA